AUUCUGCCAGGCCUGGUGCACGUCCCCUGCCACUUUUCUCUCUGUCAAUCUGACUGGCAGGAACCAGACUGCCUGUUGAGUCUAGUCAACAUGGCUGGGAGUGUGGCCAUGGAGUAAUGCAGCCUACACCUGGGCAAAUGGAGGUGGAUCAUCUGCAGAGCCUUACAUUCCUCACUGCAGCAGAAAUCUCCAGGCCGUGUUGCUGAGAGCAGAGGGACCCCUUCCCGGCUCAUCUCAGCCCUUCCCGGGGCAGCUGGACAGCAAUCACUGCAGGCACCUUUCCUACACCGCUUCUUCACCUGGGAUGAAGGGUCUGGGGACCAGGUCAACGUGGAGGUAUCCAGCUACAAUGCCCAGCUUCAAGCUGCCUCGACUCCUUCAAGUCCAUCAGGUUCCCCGGGUGUUCUGGGAAGAUGGCAUCAUCUCUGGCUACCGAUGCCCCACAAGCUCCGCCUUAGACUGUGUCCUCAGCUCCUUCCAGAUGACCAAUGAGACGGUCAACAUCUGGACUCACUUCCUGCCCACUUGGUACUUCCUGUGGCGCCUCCUGGUGUUGGGGAGCCCCGGCUUCCGCGCAGAGCCCUACCGCCUUCCGCUUCUGGUCUUCCUCCUGCCCGUCUGUCUCUAUCCCUUCGCCUCUUGCUGCGCGCACACCUUUAGCUCCAUGUCGCCCUGUGCGCGCCACAUCUGCUUCUUCCUGGACUACGGGGCGCUCAGCCUCUACAGCCUGGGCUGCGCCUUCCCCUAUGCUGCCUACUCCAUGCCGGCCUCCUGGCUGCACAGCCAUCUGCACCAGCUCUUCGUGCCCGCUGCUGUGCUCAACUCCUUCCUGUGCACCGGCCUCUCCUGCUACUCACGGUUCCCAGAGCUAGAAAGCCCCGGGUUCAGCAAGGCUCUCCGCGCAGCCGCCUUUGCCUACCCAUUCUUGUUUGACAGCCUCCCGCUGUUCUACAGACUGUGGCUGUGUUGGGGCAGGGCCCACAGCUGUGGGCAGGACAUGCUGAGCUCCAGCCACGCCUACCACCUUCUCUGUGCUCUGCUCGCAGGCUUCCUUUUUGCAGCCCGUCUGCCAGAGCGCCUGGCACCUGGGCGCUUCGACUAUAUUGGCCACAGCCACCAGCUGUUCCAUAUCUGUGCAGUGCUGGGCACCCACUUCCAGCUGGAGGCAGUGCUGGUUGACAUGGGAGCCCGCAGAGCCUGGUUGGCCGCGCAGGAACCCAUGCUGGGCCUGGAGGCCGCAGUGGCCACACUGAGCCUGGCAGUCAUUGGGAACCUGCUCAUCAUCGCCACUUUCACAGCCCUCUUGCUUCGGAGCCCGGGAACCUGCACCCUGCUGCGGGGGAGCCCACUAGAGGAGGGACUGCAGACCAAACAACAGUGAGGUCCGGCUCUGCUACUGGCAUGGAGGGGGCAGAGGCCAGGCCUCAGAACUCUGGAGGAGCCCUGACAUGGGCCUGAGCCUAAAUGGAGUGGCUAAAGAGACUGUGGGGAACUGGUGGAAGAACAGAGAACCCAAGAGACACGUGGUGAAGGCCUGUGAGUGGAGACAGCUACCCAGGCAGAGGCGGAGAGGAAGGUGUGAGCCCCCACAUAGCCUCACCCCGCUGCUCUGGAAUCGGCUCAGUUCAGGUCAUCCUUAGUGCUUGCUCCAUCAGGCCACACGCCUGCCCUGCCCCAGGGCCAGCCACUCUGUGUCCACACACCAGCUGCCUGCCGUGCUCACCACUGUGACCAGGCCUUUCUGGUUUGUAUGUCUGGAUAUAUCCCCAGUGAGAGAAUGGCUGCGGUGGGGGUUGCUGUGGGGAGGGGGCCCUGCAGGACUUUAGGAAGCCACCUCCAGUGCUGUCCCUCACAAAACAGUCUAAUAAACAAGCAAAUGACCUGGACCGUA
Meriones unguiculatus (Mongolian gerbil) is the source of this 1891-nucleotide messenger RNA. RefSeq names its product progestin and adipoQ receptor family member 6 (gene Paqr6). Gene Ontology annotation, molecular function: signaling receptor activity. The record is from RefSeq and is a predicted model, not a curated record. The transcript is spliced from 8 exons. The coding region runs from base 305 to 1381 and encodes 358 amino acids. Lineage: Eukaryota; Metazoa; Chordata; Mammalia; Rodentia; Muridae. Gene Ontology annotation, cellular component: membrane.